CCCACACCGAGGUAUCUGAUCAUAGGGGCAGACAGGCAGAGAGUGUAAAAUGGCGCACAGCUGUCGGUGGCGGUUCCCUGCUCGGCCCGGAGGGAGCAGCAACUCCGGUACCGGGAGGAGAGCGGGCCGUGUUAGGGUUACCGCAUUUUUACGGAGCGUAUCGGGAGCCCAGCCAAACGCCGCCGGACUCGGACCCGGGUUUGAUGCUGCACUACAGGUUUCUUCGGUUAUCAGGAGCAACCUGCAGAAAUUUCGGGAUGUUUUGGGCGAAUCCAGCGACUCUAGUAGUGCAGAGGAUGAAGUGUUUGGAGGAUUUGGUCCAUCUGAAGAACAAACAGAAAUACAGAGUCUGUCAUCAUCCUCUUCAGAAGGAGUACCCCUUCAGGAGAAGAAGCCCAGAGGCCGUCCACCACGAAUUCUCACUGCUCAAAAAGCUGCUGCCAGUCUACUGCCCGACUCAUCGUAUCCCUCUCCAACGCAAGUGAAACCUGAUGGCCCUGAAAGGCCCACAGAGAAAGUGAAAAGGCUGCCUGGGAGGCCACCUGGCACAAGUGAGAAACGAAGGGGCCGACCCCCAUCUUCAAACAGCAAGAAAAUUUGGAGUACUGGCAGCCAUGCAUCUCCAGAGGACAGUAGGCAGGCUGGAUUUGAGCUGGGUACAGAUACAGAGGAUGAGAAGGACAGAAAGGGCAACAAGAGAUUGCCCGGGGGCUCUGCGCAGCCUCAUGACACUGAGGCAAAGCUUCCCAAAGCAGGACGGGGUGAAUCCAAAGCUAGCUACCUGAAGAGGUUGACAGAGACUAAAACCACCCCUCUCAAGUCACGCCUCAAGACUUUGCCUGGUGCACCCAGACGCAGACGUGGCCGACCACCAUCAGUCGAACGGCUCAAAGCUGAAGCAGCAGCUGCAGCACAGCUGUCUGCCUCCAUGGAAGGCGGGGAAGGAAAACAUAAGGCCUUCAGGGUGCGAGGUGGGGACAGAGACACGGAAACACACAGCACAGAGCAGCCCAACGUAAGGAACAUGGAUGCUGCCGAAAGCCAAGACUCUUCCAGUCUACCUAGCUCUCCGUCUGCCUCUAAGCCAGGUAGGCCAGUAGGCCUCAGGAAAAGCCCACGGCACAGAAAACCAGUUAGAAUUGUCGCCCCUUCCAAACAUACUGAUGCAACCAUCGCCAAACAACUGCUGCAGCGUGCUAAGAAAGGAGCACAGAAGCGACUGGAGAAAGAAGCUGUUGGAAUUGUGGGGAGAGGGUCAGGAGGCGGCGAGGCUGGUAUCAGGAAGACCCAACUCAAAAACAUCCGGCAGUUCAUCAUGCCAGUUGUCAGUACUGUUUCCCUUCGCAUCAUUAAAACUCCCAAGCGCUUCAUUCAGGAUGAGGGCACUUUUGGAUCUCCACCUACUGUUGCUGCAUCUGCCCAACCUACGCCCACAACCUCCUCAUCCCCUUCUCCUGCCCUUGUCUCUGUUACUUCGGUGGCUACUAGCAGUGGAGCAACUGCUCCUGUCGAAUCUGUCCCUUCGUCAUCUCCUAGUCCCGUCCCCGCCAUCCCAACAACAGCUUCUGGUCUGCUGGGCACUAACACCAACACUGCAGCCAAUGGGAGAUUUAGCCAUAGUGCACAAUCUUGUGGUUCAAGUGCUGUAUCACAGCAUUCCUUGCAGCUCUCCUCAGGAGAAUCUUCCAGGUCCAGCACCCCGAGCUUGGAUGACUCCUCGUCGGACUCCCAGGUUUCUGAGGGCACACAAGCUCUAUCAGAGCCAGAGGAUGACUCUCCUUCCUCACAGGGAGAGAGGAAGGCCAGUCUUUUAAACAGCUCAAGGCCUACCACACCUCCGUCUGAAUCAGAACAUGUGCUAGCAGAGGGAAUUCGGAGGGGUCGAAGAGCACAGGGGACUGGCCGAGGAAGUCAGAAACAGAGGGUGAGAGAGACGGGAACGGCAGGAGUUAAAAAGCCUAUCAUUAGCCCACCAACAGGGGUACUGAUGUCCUCCUCUUCCCUUGGAAAUUCGCAGCAGGCUUCAUCCACAGCUUCUUCCCCCUCUUCACCUCCACCUCCUCCUCUCCUCACUGCUCCACAACCAAUAUCUGCUUCCUCCAGCACAGCUGCUAUUGGCGAACACCACCCUCAGCCGUCAUGGAUGCCUCAUCCCAUCCCACAGUUUAUGUCCGUACCAACAGGGCUGCCAGGCUUGUCGGACAAAAGGAGUCGCUCAAUUUUGAGGGAGGCCACCUUCACCUGGACAUCCCCCUCCAAUUCCUUUGCUAAGUAUGCCAAGGAGGGCCUCAUUCGAAAGCCCAUAUUUGACAAUUUUCGUCCUCCACCUCUUACUCCCGAAGACGUGGGGUUGCUGCCUCAAGGUGUCCCAGGAGCAGGGGGAGCUGCUCCAGUUGCAUUUCCAGCCCCUGGUGCUGGAGCAGGACCAGGAGGCCGGCUGUUUUCCCCCCUUCAUCCCCAUUCGCACCACCAACACCCCUCGUCAUCCCGGUUUGAUGCACCCCUCCAGAAACGCUCGCUGCUCCGAGCGCCACGCUUCACACCCAGCGAGGCCCACUCUCGAAUCUUUGAGUCCGUUACCCUGCAGUCUUCUUCAGGGAGCAGCCCUGGCUCUCUGUCCCCUCACCAGACGCCUCCUAGUUCCAGCAGAACACUGCGGCGCAGGAGACGACUGGUACCGGGAACACAUCGUGGCCACCCACGGUCUCCUUCUCACCCCAUGACAAGACGAAGCAUCCAAAUCAAAGGUGCCUCUGAGGUGUCUGCGCUGACAGGCUCUGUCUCCAGCAGUAACCCCAGCUCUUUGCAGGGGGUAUCUGGAAGUCCACUAUCCACGAAUGCCUUAACGUCUCCCUUCACCUUCACCAAUGUCCCUCGGGGUCUGCACUCGCAAGGAACACCUGACACCAGAAGAGGUGGACCAGGAAACCCAUCCCCCUUGUCAAACACAUCAUCAUCCGCUUCUUCCCCUCUUUUCCCUCUCUUUCCUUCGAGCUCUCAGGACACUGGGCAAGGAGGUGGGAAUGCUGUGAAGGAAAAAUGCUCAUCAACUUCCCAAGAACCAGUUCCAAAGGAAAAGGAGAGAGAGGGUGAGAAAAACCGUGAGAAGGAGAAGGAAAACAAGAGGGAUGGAAGGAAAGAUUUGGAGAAAAGAGCUAAGAUGUCCACUCCUGAUGGCUCCCCAAAUGCACCUUCUGGUUUGUUUAACAUUGAUGGGAGGGACUCAGAAGGCACGGUUGCUCCCAAAAAGACGCCUGGGAGAAAGAAAUCCACAUCAGUUGAUACAGUUUCUGACACUGCUUCCUUAGAAGUCAGAGGAGCCCAUUCAAUGUCCAUUGCUAAAAGUCGCCACAUUAAGAAAGGAAGACUGUCUGACAAAGGGACAGAGGUCGAGGAAGCAGAGAAGGAAAAAGAAAAAGAGAAACGAAGUACAUCUAACCAGCAGACAGCCAGCCUUCCAGGGCAGCAGGCCAGACACACAGUCCCAGUGCAGACAGAAGCAGGACAGAACCCUCUGACUGACAAGCGACUGGUUGGACUACUAAAGAAGGCCAAAGACCAGCUCAUCGCAAUAAAGAAGAAUAAGCUGAAGCCUCCUGAAGAAACUAAGGUCCAGGGUCAGGAGAGUGACUCUUCAGAGACCUCUGUCCGUGGUCCUCGCAUCAAGCAUGUGUGUCGCCGUGCAGCUGUGGCUCUCGGUCGUAAUCGGGCCGUGUUCCCUGACGAUAUGCCCACACUUAGUGCCUUGCCUUGGGAAGAGAGAGAGAAGAUCCUAUCUUCCAUGGGGAAUGAUGAUAAGUCAUCAGUAGCAGGCUCAGAGGAGGCAGAGCCCCAGUCUCCUCCCAUAAAGCCAAGAGAGACACGACAGAAGGCUGUUCAAGAAGCUCCAAUGAAAAAAGGCCGUCGGUCUCGUCGCUGUGGCCAGUGCUCAGGCUGCCAGGUUCCAGAAGACUGCGGCGUCUGCACUAACUGUCUAGACAAGCCCAAGUUUGGAGGCCGAAACAUUAAGAAGCAAUGCUGCAAGAUGCGAAAAUGCCAGAAUUUGCAGUGGAUGCCCUCAAAGAUGUUCCUCCAAAAGCAAGGUAAAGGCAAAAGGGACAAGAAAAAGAAGUUUCCCGAGAAAAAAGAGGGUAUCAAUCCGGUAAAGUCCCCCAGUUCGGACUCUGCCUCCAAAGCUCCUCCCGCUCCUUUAAAAGAUGAUCCUGCUCAGAAAAAUAGCGAGACUCCCCCUUUAAAGCCGAUAGAGGAGAAGUCCAAACAACAGCCUCUAUCCAAGCAGUCGUCUCCAGCCGUCACUUCGUCGCCUGCUCCAGGCGAACAAACUCAGACCCCAGGCGUGGUCUCAUCCCAGCCUCAGUCUCCACCGCCGACUCCAGACGCCAAACAGCUUCCAGUUACAAGUGGCACCUCCAGUAAAAAGGGGCACAAACCACACCAGUCUGUUCAAGCUUCUCCCCCUGCAUCUUCGUCUUCACCUUCUUCCUCAUCCUCGUCCUCAUCAUCCUCCUCCUCCUCCUCCUCUUCGUCUUCCUCCUCCUCAUCAUCUUCAGCCCAGAACUCCCCCUCACAGUCCACUCAGUGUCAGCAACUCCCAGAGCAAUGGCCAACCCCAAGCCAAGCACCUUCAAAGAAAGAUGGUUCACCCAAGAUUUCUCUGAGCGAACCCAAGAAAAAAUCCCAACAGUGCUCAACACAGCAGCAGAGCUCAGCCAUAGCAGUAGACUCAAAAACAGCAAAGAAGUCAACCUCCCGCACUAUUCCGCCAUCUCCAAAACAGAGAACAAAAGACAAGCCGCUGACGACCAAACCGACCAGCAGCAGUACUUUAAACUCAUUGAGCACUCCCUCGACUAGGGACCAGGUGAAGUCCAGAGCUCCCUGCGACGGAGUGCAUCGUAUCAGAGUGGAUUUCAAGAGGGACCAUGAUGUGGAGAAGGUUUGGGAAGCUGGUGGACUCAGCCUGCUCACCUCUGUGCCCAUCACAUCCAGGGUACUCUGCUUCCUAUGUGCAAGCAGUGGAAAUGUUGAGUUUGUUUUCUGCCAGGUGUGCUGUGAACCAUUCCAUCUCUUUUGUCUGGGGGAGUCAGAGCGCCCCCUUCAGGAACAGUUUGAGAACUGGUGCUGCCGACGCUGCCGGUUCUGCCAGGCCUGUGGGCGCCAGCACCAGAAAGCUAAACAGCAGCUGCUAGAGUGUGAUAAGUGCCGUAACAGCUAUCACCCGGAGUGCCUGGGUCCCAACUACCCCAGCAAACCCACCAAGACAAAGAGAGUCUGGAUUUGUACCAAGUGUGUGCGCUGUAAGAGUUGUGGAGCCACGAAACCCGGGAAGUCCUGGGAUGCCCAGUGGUCACAUGAUUUCUCUAUGUGCCACGACUGUGCCAAACUAUUUUCUAAAGGGAAUCUCUGCCCACUGUGUGAUAAGUGCUUUGAUGACGAUGACUGUGACAACAAGAAGAUGGAGUGUAGUCGCUGCAAAAAAUGGGUUCACACCAAAUGUGAGAAUCUUACAGAUGAAACCUUUGUGCUGCUGUCAAAGCUGCCUCAGAGCGUUGCUUACACUUGUAUCAAAUGCACUGAGCGCCACCCAGCCGAGUGGAGGACAGCGCUAGAAAGGGAGCUUCAGGGCUUCAUCCGCAAUGUGCUCAAUGCACUGCUCAACUCGCGCACAUCCACUCACCUGCUACGCUACAGACAGGCGGUAAAGCCUCCAGAGCUAAAUCCAGAAACAGAGGAGAGUCUUCCAUCCCGACGUUCCCCCGAGGGCCCAGAUCCUCCCGUCCUUACAGAGGUUCCCCCGACACCUCCCAGUGACUCCCCUCCAGACCUGGAGUCUGUUGAGAAGAAGAUGGAUCAGGGCUGUUAUAAAUCUUUGGUGGAGUUCAGUGAUGACAUUGUGAGAAUCAUUCAGUCGGCCAUCAACAGCGAUGGAGGCCAGCCUGAAAGCAGAAGAGCAAACUGUAUGCUCAAGUCGUUCUUUAUUCGGCAAAUGGAUCGAAUCUUCCCAUGGUUCAAAGUGAAAGAAUCCAGGUUCUGGGAAAGGCAAAAAGUCUCUGCCAACAGCGGGCUUCUUCCCAACGCUGUCCUUCCUCCAUCCCUGGACCACAACUACGCGCAGUGGCAAGAGAGACAGGAGCUUAGCCGUGCCGUUCAUCCCUUUUUCAUGAAAAAGAUCAUCCCAGCUCCACAGCCCAAGAAUUUAGGGGAACUCGAUUUGCCAGCGUCACCUCCUCCACUACCUCCACCACCUAAACUUCUGAAAGACCAUGAGGACACCCCUGAGCCGCCACCUCCUCCCUCAGGUCUCACUGAUACCAGGCAAUGUGUUCUGUGCCUCCAUUAUGGAGAUGAGAACACCAAUGACUGCGGCAGGCUGCUUUAUAUCGGUCAGAAUGAGUGGGCCCACGUGAGCUGCGCUCUUUGGUCUGCGGAGGUGUUUGAAGACGACAACGACGCUUUAAAAAAUGUUCACAUGGCUGUUUACAGGGGAAGGCGAACGAACUGUGAGAGGUGUGAAAAGACCGGGGCCACUGUGGGCUGCUGCCUCACCUCCUGCACCAGUAACUACCACUUCAUGUGUGCCCGCCAGAGCCACUGCGUGUUCCUGGAAGACAGGAAGGUCUACUGUCCAAAGCACAGGGAUCUCAGUAAAGGAGAGGUGGUGACAGGGUUUGAGGUGACACGCAGGAUCCUGGUUGACUUUGAAGGAAUCAGUCUCAGGAGGAAGUGGCUGGCAGGGUUGGAGCCUGAAAAUGUCCACAUGAUAAUAGGUUCCAUGACGGUUGACUGUUUGGGAAUACUGACUGAACUCUCAGACUGCAAACGUAAGCUCUUCCCAGUUGGAUACCAGUGUUCAAGGGUAUACUGGAGCACUCUAGAUGCUCGAAAGCGUUGUGUGUACACCUGCAGGAUAUUAGUUUGUCACCCCCCAGUGGCAGAGUCUGAGAUGAAGAGUGUGUUGGGUCCAGAGGAGAAUCGCACAAUUGCGCACAGCCCUCCUCCUAUAACAGAUUUCCCUGAUCCAUUUGAGUCACCGAGACGCUCUGAAAACCUCUCUCCGGCUAAUACCCCAAAGCUCAGGGUUUACACCAGAAACCGACAUCCCAGCUACCCCCCAUGUCAGCGCUCCAUAGACCCCAAGCACGUGACUUCUCCAGAGAGAACUUUGCUGCCCCAAAGCCAGGCUGUUGGAGAUUCACUGGAGAACCAGAGCGUUCGCCACAUUGACUCCCGACGUCACAGCUCCCCUUCCCUUUCUCCUCCCCCCCACCAGCUGAGUAGACAGAGAGGUGUGACCACCCCACCGCAGACUUUGUCACGACCCCUCACCUCACCUCCUCCUCUCAUCCCCUCCCCAGCCAGAGACCCAGAGAAAUCCAAACACCUCAUCAAAGACUCAAAGAAGAAUCCAGUCCAAAGAGAUGGGGAUAGAGGUAGAUCCUUUUCCACAGACGGAAACAGGCUGCAAGCAGCGAGAGAGCAAAGUCUGAGAGAUGCAGACAAGGGAAGGACGACAAAUCGAGACCAAGGACCCAAGGAGUUGCAUAAAAGCAGAUCGCCCAGAGAACUUUUGCCAAGAGACGUUGACAAGGGUGACAUUUCAGCCAAAGAGUCAGAAAAGAGAAAAGUCUUAGGCACAGAUUCGGGUCUGAAAGAAUCUGAUGCUCCAAGACCACAAAGCAGAGACUCCUCAAGAGAUUCUGAAAAGGGGAAACUUACAAAUAGAGACUUGGGUAAUAAAGAAACAGAUAAGAGUAAGACAUCUUUCAAAAACCCUAACUCCAAGGGUUCAGAUAGAUCUAAGUCUCUUAACAGAGAUAUGGGGCAAAGGAACUCUGAGAAACACAGACAGCACAGCAGGGAAGCAGGAAAAGACCUGGGUCAAGGUAAAGAUAGAUCAUCAGGCAGGGAUUCUGACAAGGUUAGACCUUCCUCUAAGGACUCCAGUUAUAAAGGUGCAGAGCGAAACAGAGAUUCUAGCUCAGGGAAAGACAGCAAUGCUAGUCAAUCCAAGCGGACUGGCAGUGAGAGCAAGAGUCCAAAAUUGGCUCCUGUGGGCUUAGGACAAUCUUCUCCUCCGGUGGGAACUGCUGUUCUCUCAGGUCAGCAGAGGAGUGGAGGCACCAAACAGGUUGAAAAGCAGACGAAGCAUGGAAGCAAAGACCAAGAUGGUCUAAGCUUGUUGUCUCGCCACCGGCCCGUUGCACCCUCCAACAUCCUCCCAUCAAAGGAAAAGCCCAGCUCAGGGAAGGAGGGUAGCAGCGCCACUGGAAAUAUCACACCGUCUUCACUCCACAAGGAAUCUAUCGCAGGAAAAUCCGGCUCCCCACAGAAAUCCAGUACACUGAAAUCAAACGAUUACUCUCCAGGUCCAGCAGGAAAGUCUCUGUUAUCAUCACGGACAUCGAUGGAAGAUGAUGUUGGUAAACGGAACUCGAACCUGACCUCCCUAGGUGCUGCUUCAGCUGCCAAAGACAAACACCCCAAAGUCAAAUCAACAGGCAGCAGAGAUGCAUCCAAAGAUCGAGACAGAGAAAAGACCCAUCAGAACAGCAGCAACAACAAAGCUCCGCUUCUCAACAACAACGCCAAAACCACAGGUGGCUCCAACAUGCACGCUACAAACUCCUGCUCUUACAACAGCAAAGUUCCAGCGCUUGGAAACAGCACCAAAGCCCAGGGGCAGCCUCAGGGGGAGAAGCAGCAGAACCACGGAGAGGGCAGGUUGUCUGCAAAGAGCAGAGAAAAUUUUCCUGGUGUAGAAAAGAAGUACAGCAGCACUCCAGAAAGCUUCCAGCAGAUAAGUUUAGAGAGAGGUGAGGUGAGCUCCACUCAGCCUUACACCAAACAGAUAACCAAUCAGCUGUCGGCGACCUCCAGAGAAAAGAAGAAACCUGUUAAACUCUAUUCUCACACUCCACUCAAGGCCGAUUUAAAGACUGACCCCAAUGGGAGGCAAUCUUCCUGUCCCACAAGCACCUCUUCCACCAACUCCCCUGCUGGACAGGGGACCCAUCGCUCUCCCCCCUCCCCUCUGUUCUCCUCACCUUCUGCCAGCAGCAGCGACAGCUCCGAGUCUGACACCCAGACUCAGACAGAAGAAGACGAGAUGCGUAAAAAACGUCCACGCCACAGGCUGAGAGACCACCACAGCCUACUCUCUCAGUGCACUGAGGAGGACGAUGGGGAAGGCCCAGAGGACGACCAUGACAGAACCAUGGAGGAUAAGCACCAUGAAGAUGACAGCGAUGGUUCAGGCUCAGCCAAGAGGCGUUACCCACGGCGCAGCGCUCGUGCACGUUCCAACAUGUUCUUUGGACUCACCCCAUUUUACGGCGUUCGCUCGUACGGCGAGGAGGACAUUCCUUUUUAUGGCAGCGGCGACGGAGCAGGAGCUGUGGUUAAGAGAAGGACUGGCCGACGGAAGAAGUCAGCUGAGGGGCAGGUGGAUGGAGCAGAUGAUAUGAGCACCUCAUCUUCAUCUGCAGACAGUGGAGAAGAUGAGGAUGGUGGAAUGAAGAACAGGGGUAAAGACUCCUACUACUACAACUUCACUCGGACAAUAAUCAACCCCGGUCAUGGCCUCCCGUCUAUAGAGGGCUUGGACGACUGUUUGGGAAGAGGAUCCCAACUUCAGCGCUUUCUAAAAGAUGAGGAACAGCAACAGCAAAGGGCUCAGGAGAAAACGGAAGAGGACAUGCUGAGUACUCUGACCUUGGGCAAACAGCAAAUCGGUCAGCUUGACGGCGUUGAUGAUGGUUCUGAGAGCGACACGAGUGUCUGCACCACCAGCACCACCACCACUACAGCUACCACUUCCUCCACACCGCAGAAAAACACCCCCAAGAGGAGAGGCAGAGAAAGACACGUCGACAAAACUGACCACCAUGAAUCGAGCAAAGAGGCUGAAAACAGCAGUGGCGGAUCAGGGAGCACACGAGAAAGCAGAAAGAACCAGAAGGAAAACUGUCUUCCCCUUAGUGGUGGCGUCAAAGCCCAACCACAGAACCAGGGUCAGGAUCCGCUUGAGGCCCAGCUCUCCCUCAGCACAGACCUGCUCAAAUCUGACUCUGACAACAACAACAGCGAUGAAUGUGGUAACAUUUUGCCUUCAGAUAUCAUGGAGUUUGUAUUAAACACGCCAUCCAUGUCGCUGCCAACUCUGGGUCAACAAUCCGAGCCGUCGUCCUCUGAGCUGCUGCUGGACGAGUCCUAUGACCUAAAUAGGCGCAAGGACAUUCUGUUUGAUGAUUUCUCUCAACCCCUGCCUAGCGCAGAAAGCGGAGGGGUGGUGGAGGCCAGUGUUAACAGCUCCAUAUCAGUUGAAGAACCAUAUCUUCCUCUAGAGCUACCCUCAGACCUCUCAGUUCUGACGACGCGCAGCCCGUCUGUCAGCUCCAGCCAGAAUCAUUCAGCAAGUGGCCUCAUCUCGAAUACCUCAGACAGCACAAUGCUUGGUUUGAACUCUGACCCAGAAAAUAUCAGCGGUGAAAAGAACGGUGAUAAGAAAGUUCCGGGUCCCAGUGUGUCACCGUCCGACAAUAAGCAUGACGGACCUGCUUUGGGAAACAGAGAGGCGCAGGCUGCAGAGGGCCAAAUGACUUCAGACCAGUUUAUUUCCAGCCCUGCUAUUGGUCAGGGGGUUGAAACGUCUGCCAGCCAGGAUGCAAGCAGAAGUUCUGUCUCUUCUGGUUUGCCAAGUUCUCCCUCUUUGCCUCUUCAGGGUCAGAAAUACCUAGCCACAGCUGCUGCAGGCAGUCCCAGUCCAGUCCCUGGUCCAGGACCUUCCCAGGCUCAGGUUUCCAGCCCAGCAGUGAUCAAACCAGGCCCUGAUAAGCUCAUUGUGGUCAAUCAGCAGUUCCAGCCUCUCUACCUGGUUCAGACGGUGCCAAACGGCGUCACCCAGAAAAUCAGUGCAGCAGGAGUGAUGGAAGCUACCUCGUCUGCCGUGCUGAGCCCCAUGACGAUCACCAGAGGCUUAAAUAGUGGCUUAUCUCCUGCCCAGCCAAUUUUCCCAGCUGGUGGAAAAGUCCUGGGCACCAUACCUCACCCCUCUCAGAUUCACACUUUCCCCGGAUCCACACAGGCAGGCUUCCAGACGGGAAUACCCAGCACCACCUCAGGACUGCUCAUCGGUCUGCCCUCUCAGCCGUCAGACCAAUCCCCUAUUUUGGUCUCAGAGGCUGGUCGACCUCAUGAGCUCGGUCCCAACGUCGCCAUAGUCUCCAGUCAUUCCUCCCUGACUUCCUCCCCUCCUGUCCUUGCGUCCUCUCAUGGCAAGAAGAGGCCCAUCUCUCGUCUGCCAAGAAAAAACAAGAAACCAGCUCGCUGCCGCAGCCAGCCGGCUCUGGCUCCGUCAGAAGUGGGCCCUCCUAAUAUGACUCUGAUCAACCUGUCUUCCCAGCAGAUCACUGCCAGCAUCCCUGGACAAGCUGGCGGCCUGGUUGAGCUAAGCACCAUCUCUACAUCUCACCGCAAAGUCCCAAAUAUCAUCAAGAGGCCAAAGUCCGGUGGCGUCAUGUACUUGGAUCCCACUGCUCUCAUACAGCAGAGAAUUCCAGGUCCUGCUCAGACCGGCAUCCUUAGCCACGAUUCCUCCACUCACAUCCUACCAUGCUCAGUCGCUGGUCUCAGUCCCAGCCAGUCGGUGUUGAAUGUGGUCUCCGUCCCACCUAGCGGCUCUGCUGGGCUUAUUGCACCAGGCUCGGUGUCUUUCUCCACCCCUGUACUCAGCUUUAAAGCAAAUCCACAUGGUUUGGGACUUUCGGAUCAGCCCAUGGUCCUUCAGCCAGCGGGGGGAGCUCCUCUCGUGUCACAACUCGCCUCCCCUGUUCAGACCUCUAUUGCCAGCAGCAUCUGUGUUCUACCGACAAGUAUGGCUGUCAACCAGCACGGAGAAACAGAAGGUGGUAACGUCCACCUGCAGCAUCAGUCUCAACCUGUGAGCAGAGCGCCGAGCGCGGAUUCCAGUCAGAACCUUAACAGCCCAUCAGCUCAUUUGAGCCCCAACAAGGGACACGUUGUUGGAGUUUUCACACAGAAACAGUCCUCUUUGCAUUCCCAGAGUAACAGAACAAAUCCUGCUCCCAAAGUGUCUGACCAUAAACCAACAAACACAACAACAGCAGCUUCAGACACAGCUUCAGGUGCGGAUAAAAGCAAAAAGAAAGUAAAGAGGGGCAGACAGAGUCCAGACAUCAGCAGUGGGAAGAAGCUCAAGGCCUCGCAGGCAAAUGAAUGUCACAGCAACCCUGGGAAACAGCUGCCAUCUUCAAACCCAAGAGAGCUGGACUCUCCCGAACCGAUGGACACUGGCAGGCCUCAGGAGAAGGCCACCAAUAAGAACCUGUUUGGGAAGAAGAAGACACCUGAAGGACAUGCCGUACCAGGAAAAAAGGUGGAAAAAGACAAACCCCCUGCAGCUGGAGAAGCUGGUUCCUUUCCAGCGGCUUCACCACCCGAUGAGGACGGCAACAGCACAGACUCUGGCUUGGAUGGCAAACCCAAAAGAGGCAUCAUUUUUGAAAUCUACAGCGAGGAAGGCUUCCACAUUCGCUGUGAAAGUAUUGAAGAAGCCUGGAAGUCUGUGACAGAAAAGGUGAAGGAGGCUCGCUCCAAUGCACAACUUAAAGAGCUUUCUUUUGAAGGUGUGAACGGACUCAGGAUGCUCGGCGUCGUCCAUGAGGCUGUGGUCUUCCUGCUGGAGCAGCUUUAUGGAUCCAGACACUGCCGAAGCUACCGGUUCCGCUUCCACAAGCCAGAGGAAACCGAUGAACCUCCUCUCAACCCCCACGGCUCAGCUCGCGCAGAAGUCCACCACAGGAGGUCUGUAUUCGACAUGUUCAACUUCUUGGCCUCUAAACAUCGCCAGCCCCCUGAGUACUGUCCUCAGGAGGAAGAUGAAGAGGAAGGGCAGCUCAGGACUGCCAGGCGGCCCUCCAUGGAGCUGCCACUUACUGCGAGGUUCAAACAGCUCAAAGCUACCUCCAAAGAAACAGUUGGAGUCUACAGGUCGCCUAUUCACGGCCGUGGGCUUUUCUGCAAAAAAACCAUUGAGGCCGGAGAAAUGGUGAUCGAAUACUCUGGAAACGUGAUUCGAUCCGUGCUGACCGACAAACGUGAGAAAUACUACGACGGAAAGGGGAUAGGCUGUUACAUGUUUCGCAUCGAUGAGUACGAGGUGGUGGACGCCACGGUACAUGGCAACGCCGCCCGCUUCAUCAACCACUCCUGCGAGCCUAACUGCUACUCCCGAGUGAUCGCUGUGAACGGCCAGAAGCACAUCGUCAUCUUCGCCUCUCGCCGCAUCUGCUGUGGGGAGGAGCUCACGUACGACUACAAGUUCCCUAUCGAAGACGCCAACAAUAAGCUGCCCUGCAACUGCGGCACCAAAAGAUGCCGCAAGUUCCUCAACUGACAGCUCCGCCCCCCGUCGGAAGGACAGGUGGGGGAUUGCUGAGCAUCGGGACGUUCUCCUUCUCCAAGCUUCCUGCUUGUUUACGUUUUAAGCUACAAAUGACAACUGCUGCUGCAGGCGUUGGCAGGAAAUAGCAGCUGCAGGUCGCACCAUGUGUGCAGAAAGGGCCAUAUGUAGAAAUCCAAACAUAUUGUGCCUCCUUUUGUCUAAUUUAUAUUCGGCAUUGAAAGUUUCACCUCGAUAGGUGAGUAAAGAGAUACGACGUUGCAAUAUUACCCUUUGUUAUAUUUGGAUGAUAGUUACCCCUUCAUAUUCUUAUUUUCUACAUCGGCCAAUCCUUAAUUUUUUAAAACAUGUUAUGGUCUACUAAUAUGAACUUUGAAGGAAAUGAUUUGAAAAAAAAAAAAUCAAAGAACUUGGAUCCAUUUUUACACCAAAGUGCAAUUUGUUGAAGGGACUUGAAACAGAUUUUUGUUUUUGUUUCUAUUGGAGUUUAAAAUUAGGACCCUGUUUGUUUUUUUGUUGAUUUCAGUGUUAUUGAUGCAUAUCUCCUUGUCUCAGUGUGCCCUGAUGCCUUCAGAGCUACCCCCCUCCCCGCCCCACCCAGUAAAAGUUUGUGAAGUGUAUAUUUGACCCUGUAAAUAGGCACAGCCUGAUAGGAGCUGUACAAAUGGAAACACUAGGGGGAGCAGUGGUCGCAGGAAAAAACAUGACAUCAGGGAAGAAGAGUUCUGUUCAUAAGAGAAACGUUUAUUUUUUACCAUUGCUGUAAAAGGUUUUCCUCUGAUUCAGCAUCAGCUGAUUGGUUUGAACUGAAUCUGAGUUUGAUUGGAACAAGCCUCUGGCCUGAGAGAGCGAGGCAGCUAGAGAUUCUGGUGGACUGACAGCCAAAGGGACCAGAGAAACCUACUGAUGUGCUUGAAUAGACGUGCUUAAAAUUGUAUUUGUUUUCAUUAUUUUAGGGCGGGGGGGGAUUCAUUGGAAUAAUGCAGGAGGAAACCGAUAGAAGUGUCAAGUCUGCUGUUAUCAGACAUGUUUAAACCUCCAAAAUCACAGCAGCAGGAGAACCAAACCCCCCCUCCCCUCUCAGUUGAAGUUUCCUGCAGCUUCCUCCCCCCUCCCCUCUCUUGUCGGGCCUCUUGUGACCUUUAAUUAUGGAGAAAGGUUUUAUUACUAUAAGUUGUUUAUCUGUCUUUUUACCACAGACAGGGAAAUAUCAUGCUUGCUUUUGGGAAAACAAAACGAUGUAAAUAAUGUAUAUUUUUUUACAAAAAAAAAAAAAAAUUAAAAGCACUCACUAGUGAAUAGCACUUAAUGAUGGUAUUUAUAUUUUUAAAAAUUCAUAUUUAUUUUACUGUCAUUUUUGUAGGAAAUAGAGGUUUACAAACACUAAUGCUUCGCUGAUAUGUUUUGUAUUCCACUGCCUAAACAAAGUUUUUGUUUUUUUUGUUUGCUUGUUUUAAAAUUUGGAGCCUGAAUGUUUUUCUUUGAUUCCAAAGACUGAUACUGGUCUGUGGUUUGGUUCCCAUUUAAUUCAGUCCACCAGUAGCUCUUUAUCUUCAUCAGGCCAUUUGGCCAGAGCUGAUGUUUUUAGUUGUUUUUUUACUUUGUUCCCUUUUUUUUUUUUUUUUAACGUCCCAGUUGUAGCUACUGGUUAUGGCCGUCAUGUGAACUAUUAUUAUGCACUUGAGAGAGCUUAGAUUGUGGAUCUACAGCGGAUCUAUAUCUCUUCUCUCCAGCCUUAUGGUCUCUACACCACGUUGAUCUGAGAGGCGGGUCCCCUCGCAGGCUGCUGCUAUCGAAGCUUUCCUUUGAUCAGCCAUGAGGCCGACCGGCUCACAGCUAAUUGGAAACUAACAAAUAAGCUAUCCGUGUUUGUAAAAUUCAACAAAAGUGCUUUGCAAACGGAUUCACUCCUUUUUCACAUUUUGUCUCCUAACAGCAAGUUGUGACGGAUCAGUCUCCUAUGCUGUUCGUAAGUCCGAAGGAAACAGUUUACUUUUAGUCUUGGUGUCAUUAGGGGCAAGUCUCUAGCAGCUUUGCAUGAGGAGAGUCUGUUUGAUUGGUUUGCCUUUUAGUUGGCGUUAUACGUUACAUGAUCAACACCAGAUUCUCUGUUCCUACUGAUGAACGAAUCCCAGCAGUGUGAUGCAAACACUGCCAUGUUUCAAGGUGUUUGUUGCGUUUUAGCUGAAUUAUUGAGGCUUUUCAUCUUAUCCAAUCAGAGCACCUUCUUCUGAAUGGGUCCUCCUCUCGAGACACUAUGGGCUUUCUCGCUGCGUCUCAAAUCAAUGCUUUCUAUGCAAGGUGGCCUGUUAAGGUGGACAGCCAUGUGUUGGUAGGUUUGUAGCUGGGCCCUUUUUACUGAUAAGGUAUUUUUUUAAUUUGUAAACCUUUCUUAGUUAACUCCUCAUUUUGGCUGCAAUAUGAGUCAAAUACCAUUAGGUUUGUUGUUUGUUGACAAAAAGUGAAAAAGUGAACUCUUCAGCAAAGCACCGUGUCCCUCUGCAGACUUGGUCGAUAAUAAAGAGGUGCCUUUAUUUUAACUCUUAUCAGCAGCACUCGUCACAUUUCCAUUGAGCCAAUAACGGAAAAACAAAGAAGCAUUCAUUGCUCACCAGCAUUCAGAAAAGAAUUUUAUCUUUUUUUUUUUUUUAUGUUUCGCAAGCCUUCAUGUCCCAGAGUGAAUAUUUAAAAACCUGAAGCCAGUCUCCAUGUUUUGUUUUCUUUUUUGCCAACUUGUCGCCCUCCUCUAUUCGAGCUGACUUUCUUAUAUGACCUACCUACAGGCCGUUAGCAGUAACUGCCCUGUUGUUUUUGUUCUGGUGAAUCGAAAAUAGAAUACGAAUCACAGACGGUUUGCACUUGAACUGUUUAACGGGCACUGUUUAGACAUCUGGAAUAAAAAAAGAACUUUAGUUCUUUCUCCAGACAGAAGUGCAGAAACCAGAAGCACAGAACAUAAACCCAGAGUUUGUGUGAGCCUGGCUCUGACGGGUGUUUCUCAUUGUGAAGCUCCAGCAAAGUGCACUUGAUUCUCUCUGCUAAAUAAAAAGUGAAGGCAGGGACCACACCGGCGGCCCUCACCUUCCCAACAGGCCCCCCCUGUGCGUUUGCAUCCCAUGAUGCCGCCUCUGGGCUCGCUGGGUUCUGCUGCUAAGGUCAACAAUGAAUGUAUGUUCUUCCUUCACAUCACCAGAACUGUGAUGGUGUUGAUACUUGGUCAGCUGCUUUAAAAAAAAACAAAAACAUUAUUAUCAUUAUUAUUUAAUCGAGUUAUGUCUCUUGGUUGUUAUUGAAGACCUCAAACGGCAUCAGCGGUUUAUUCUCAAGGACUGGGAAUUAUUUGGUGGUUCUUACUGGUUCAGCUCAGGUGGCUUCCUCCAGUACUGCUGGUAGAAAUGGUUUCUGAUGCUAAGGGCUUUCUCUUCAUACAAGCUCCAUUUUCAGGGUCAGAGUUCUCAGUAAACAAUAAGUCGAGGUUCUUUUGCUGUCAACAGGAUAUAUAUAUACAAUAAGGCAUCAACUUCUGUUGUCUCCUCGGACAUUUUACCACGCCACAGCAGUGGCCCUUCUCCUUCAUCAUCUGUAAUUAUAGUAUAAAUACUCAACAGUAUAUGGAAACACGCAAAGUACUUUCUUGUUCUUGUAUCUAUACAAAUAUAUGGAAUGGACAGACAAACUUAGUUACAGUAGCAAAACAAUGGAUUUAUAACGGUUAUUAGCAACGUUUCAGUGUACUCUAUAAUGGUUUUGUGUUACAGUACUAUCAGAUAAAACUAACGUGCAUCAUUCUUUUUGUAUAUUGAUAUCCAGUACCAGUUUUGCUGUGCCUGUAAGCGAAUCCUUCACCAGCAAGGAGCGCUGCAGUUUCUUUAAAAAAUUUUUUUCUGGGAUAAAACAUUUUUUCAUGUGAUAAGAAAUGUAACUGUCAAUGUGGUUGUGAACUUCUUGAGAUCAGACGUUUGGGUUUAUUUUUCUGGUUGUUGUAGUGAAUGUUUUUAUUUUUUUAUUUUAAUGCUUCUCAGAUUUUUUUUUUUUUAACAGGGAUUUUUCAGACGGCUUACUUGAUGUGGUAAAAUUUGGAGUUCGGUUUGUGCAGACAGACCAUGGGUUUAAAGAAACCACCAUAAUGGCUUCUUAUGUUUUUAAUUCUUGACCUCAAACAGCUUUCCUGUCUCCUUUGGCCCUCUUCCUUUCUCUCCUCCGAAGCUUUGGUUCUACUUUGGAUGUACUUUUUUUAUAAAAACUCAAAAUGCUGACAUUGAGAAAGUUUAAUUUAUUUAUUUUCCACAGCAUCCAUGUGGAACCGUUCCUUUCAGUUUCGGAGAGGGCGUAUGAGUACUUAACCUGUAUUUGUAAUUUUGUUGUGUAUAGACGGCUUAAGAUGGGAUGUAGUGUUAAGAAAAAGGCAGGAUGGGGGUUACAGUAGGAUGUGGACAAAGAGGGAUCAUGAAUGGGCCAGUUUGCUUAUGCCUUGAAUAUACCUUUGUCUUAUACCAACAUCUUCCUGCUUUUUGUAAUUUAAAAAAGAAAUGACAAAAAAAA
Messenger RNA from Cyprinodon variegatus (sheepshead minnow), 17962 nucleotides. RefSeq names its product lysine (K)-specific methyltransferase 2A (gene kmt2a). The transcript has 34 exons. Gene Ontology annotation, biological process: positive regulation of DNA-templated transcription. NCBI's taxonomy places the organism in Eukaryota, Metazoa, Chordata, Actinopteri, Cyprinodontiformes, Cyprinodontidae. Gene Ontology annotation, molecular function: DNA binding; histone H3K4 methyltransferase activity; zinc ion binding. Bases 50 to 13414 code for a protein of 4454 amino acids. The record is from RefSeq and is a predicted model, not a curated record. Gene Ontology annotation, cellular component: nucleus; histone methyltransferase complex.